GAUUAAUGCCAGGAGUACCCUAUAUGAGAGAAUAUCCUCCAGAAUCAUUUUAUCCGAACGGUGAAGGGAAAAUGUUAAAGACACCAAUUGAUUCUUCUCCAAAAUCAUCGGUUAAAUGCUCGGAUCCCCUGCCAGAGGGGACUUAUCCUUUGCCGCGCUGUAUCUCUAAUGUAUUCGAGUACGAUUACGAAACUUUUGAUGUAGAACAACGAUCGGAACUUCGAUCAAAACGAAGAACAAGUCAUAUGAUCACCUGGUUUGGUCAAUACAUUUCAUUUAAUAUCAUCAAAUCAAAUAAUAAUAUCGUCUCGAAUCCAAUAUACAUACCUGCUGAUGACGCAAAUUAUAAUCCACCAAAUUCAAUCCCAGGAGAAUUAGCAGCCAACGGUACAACGUCGCUUCCAUUUAAUUUAUCCGAAACAUUUGAUCCGAAUCAAUUGAAUACCGUACGUAACGGAAUUAAUCAUGGAACUUCAUUUCUUCGUUUAAGUACGAUCUACGGUACAUCGGAUGAAGAUCUCUCGAUAUUACGUGAUCGAACUAGUUGUAAAUUAUUAACUUCUAAUGGAGAUUAUCCUGCAAAAGAUACUGAAGGCAGAUAUAUGUGGGGCACAAUUCCUUGGACGUUAUUCACUUUGGCCAUUAAUACUGUAUGGAUUCGUGAACAUAAUAGAUUAUGUGAUGAACUAUUUCAAAUGCAUGGUAAUGCUUGGUCUGAUCAACGAUAUUUUGAUGAAGCAAGACGAUGGAAUAUCGCAUAUUUCCAAAAAACUGUAUCUGAAGAAUAUCUUGGUACUAUUCUUGGACGCCCUCUUCCCUUAUAUAAUGGGUACAAGCCAGAUUUGGUUCCUGGUAUUGAUACCUUCUUUGCCACCGUUACGUUCAGAUAUGGUCAUUCAGAAUUAAGUCCAGAUUCUUAUACAUAUGACUUGCCUGCAUUUGAUAUUUCAAGGACAAGGGAUCGAGGUAUUCCAUUAUAUAACUCGGUUCGGGAGGCUUAUGGGCUAUCGAGGAAAAACUCGUGGAAUGAAAUUACCAGUAAUUCAGAUAUUCAAAAUAAAUUACAAUUUUUAUAUCCAAAUGGACCUGAUACUUUAGAAGCAUAUGUUGGUGCUUAUUCUGAAGAUCAUUUAGAAGGUUCAAAUUUUGGGGAAUUAGUAAACGCAAGCUUAGUAACACAGUUUAAUCGCCUUCGAGAAACUGAUGAGAUUUGGUGGGAAUCAGAUUCGUUUAAUCAAGAAGCAAAAGAUAAAUUAAGAAAUACCACAUUUCGUGAUAUUAUAAUUCGUAAUCUUCCCGAAGAAUCUCAAUUUGUUAAAAGCAUUUGGACAGUUCAACCUCAAUCUUUAGGAGAUGGUGGAGAAGAUGCGGAGUAUCCAAGUAAAGUCAGUCCUUGGUCAUCUUAUAUUGUUAGAUAUCGCCUGGAUGACACUCGUAUACAUUUUAAAGUCGAACUACAAACUUUAGGUGGUGAAGGCUGGUUUGGAAUGGGAUUUGAACCAUCCGAUAUCGGAAUGAAAGAUGCGGAAUUUAUUAUAGGCAUU
Molecule: messenger RNA, 1544 nt
Organism: Funneliformis geosporum
Lineage: Eukaryota; Fungi; Glomeromycota; Glomeromycetes; Glomerales; Glomeraceae
Source: the annotation of a GenBank genome assembly